This is a messenger RNA of Spathaspora passalidarum NRRL Y-27907, 1272 nucleotides long. RefSeq names its product Ltv1p (gene LTV1). The record is from RefSeq and is a predicted model, not a curated record. Gene Ontology annotation, cellular component: preribosome, small subunit precursor; cytosol; nucleus. Gene Ontology annotation, biological process: ribosomal small subunit biogenesis; ribosomal small subunit export from nucleus. The transcript has a single exon. Lineage: Eukaryota; Fungi; Ascomycota; Pichiomycetes; Serinales; Debaryomycetaceae. Bases 1 to 1272 code for a protein of 423 amino acids.
AUGGCUCCGCGAAGAAAGUUUGAUAAGAAGAAUGCAACUACAUUCAACAUAGUCCAUCGUGCGCACGAUGAUGCCAAGUUUUACGAUGAAGAAGCAUCAGAACACGUGUUAGUACCAGCUGCAUCCAAACAACCACAACAGACCAAGAAGAAAAUCUACACUCCUAAUGAACUCAAGGAGAAGCUCGCCAGUGAUGAAAUCAGAGAGAAUGAAGGUAUGGCUGCACAGUAUGGGAUUUUCUACGACGAUUCCAAGUACGAUUACAUGCAGCAUCUUAAACCCAUGGGACAACAGGAUAGUGUUUUCAUUGGGGUCGAUGAAAAACCUAAAAAGGAGACCAAGAUCGAGGAUUUGUUCAAAGAUCAGCUUCCUUCAGAACAGACGAGAAAGAUUGGCCACGAUUUGAAUGAAAGUAUACCUAAAGAACUUCAAGGGUUUAAUCCAAACUUGGAUCCUAGGUUGAGAGAAGUGUUGGAAGCAUUGGAAGACGAGGCAUAUAUUGAGGGAGAAGAAGAGGAAGGCGAAGGUGAUAUCUUUAAUGAUUUGUUGCAAUCUGGUGAAGUGGAAGAUGAGCAAGAGUUUUAUUAUGGGUCUGAUGCUGAAGCUUACGAUGAAGACUAUGAUGAAUGGGAUUUAGAUAAUUAUGAAGAGGAGUACAACAAAAAGUACGAGCAAGGUGAGCCAAAGGAGUAUAAUCAUGACGAAAUUACUGAUGAAGUACCGGAAAUCCACCAAAACUGGCAAGGUGUCAUGCAGUUCAAGAAGGAAAACAAGAAUAAAGUCAAUGACUGGGAUUCAGAUGACGAUUUCGAAGACGAAGACGAACAAGACGAAGAAGAAGAAGAAUAUGAUGCUCUUGGAGAUUUACCUAAAAUUGACAACAAAAAGAAAUCAAAGACUAAGUUGAGAAAGAAGAAAGGUGCCAUGACUGAUACUUCUUCCUUUUCCAUGUCAUCAUCAGCAUUAUUCAGAACCGAAGGGUUAACUUUACUAGAUGACAGAUACGAACAGUUGAAUAAGAAGUUUGAAGAAGAUCCACAAGAGGAAGAAGAGUAUUCCCCAUUCAAUAUGGAGGAGGAAAGAGGUGAUUUCGAAAGUAUGUUGGAUGAUUUCUUGGACAAUUACGAAUUAGAAAGUGGUGGAAGAAAGCUUGCAAAGAAAGACGAAGAAAAGAAGAAAUUACAAAAUGCAGCUGAUUCAGUCUCGAGAGGUAAAGUAGCCAAAGCGAGAAUGAAGGGACUUUCCCUGUCAUUUGACAAUAUGAAGAUAUAG